AUGGCCGACCUAGGGAAGAAGUACUGCGUGAACUGCUUGGCAGAUGUUACGAAUUUGCGGAUUCGCUGUGCCGAAUGCCAGGAUAUUGAACUUUGUCCGGAGUGCUUCUCUGCAGGUGCCGAAAUCGGCAACCACAGGCGAUGGCACGGCUAUCAGCAAGUUGACGGCGGGCGCUUCUCGCUCUGGGGUCCCGAGGCAGAGGGAGGAUGGACCAGCAGGGAAGAGCAGUCGCUGCUCGAUGCCAUCGAGCAAUAUGGAUUUGGAAACUGGGAGGAUAUGGCAGCCCAUGUGGGUGCAUCACGCACCCCUCAGGAGGUCAUGGACCAUUAUGUGAGCAUGUAUAUCCAUGGGAAUCUGGGCAAAGCCUGCAUCCCUGACAGCAUCCCCAACCGCGUGACAGACCACACUUGUCCCAGCGGAGGUCCGCUGUCUCCUAGUUUGACUACCCCAUUGCCCCCAUUAGACAUAUCUGUGGCAGAGCAGCAGCAGCUGGGAUAUAUGCCGCUCCGUGAUGACUACGAGAUCGAAUAUGACCAAGAGGCAGAGAAACUCAUCAGUGGCCUGUCUGUAAACUAUGAUGAUGAAGAUAUCGAGAUUGAGAUGAAACGAGCCCAUGUGGACAUGUACGUGCGGAAGCUGCGUGAGCGACAGCGACGGAAAAACAUCGCUCGUGAUUACAAUUUAGUGCCAGCCUUUCUGGGACGGGACAAAAAGGAUAAAGAGCGAGAACGACCAGGUGGGGCAGGAGGGGUUGGGGGCGUAGGUGGAGCUGUAGGAUUGGGAAGUGGCACCACCAUCAUUCCGACAGGGUCGCUGGGCUCCUCUUCAGCAGCAACACCGAAACGCAAAAUCACCAAGGAAGAGAAAGAGCAACGGAUGAAACUGCGUGCACUCUGCCAGUUCAUGCCACAACGGGAAUUUGAAGAAUUCUUCGAUAACAUGCACAAAGAGCGCAUGCUACGGGCGAAAGUUCGCGAGCUUCAGCGUUAUCGGCGGAACGGCAUCACGAGACUCGACGAGUCGGCCGAGUAUGAGGCGGCACGUCACAAACGAGAAAAACGGAAAGAGAACAAAAGUAUUGCUGGGUCAAAGAGAGGCAGCAGUGGUGGAGGAGGAGCGACCGGGCUUGGAGGAGGAGUUGGAGCAGGAGGUGGGCUGGGCGGAGGUGGAGGAGUCAGUGCCAUCAAAGAGGAGGGGAAGGACAGUGAGUUCUCAGCCAUCGAGAACCUGUCUGGCUUUGAGCUGCUGUCCGAUCGGGAGAAGGUACUGUGCAACUCUAUGAACCUAAGUCCCACACGCUAUCUGACUGUCAAGACUAUCAUCAUCAAAGAUCACUUACAGAAAAGGCAGGGCAUUCCCUCGAGAAGAAGGCUGCCUAGCUAG
Cyprinus carpio (common carp) is the source of this 1383-nucleotide messenger RNA. RefSeq names its product transcriptional adaptor 2B (gene tada2b). NCBI's taxonomy places the organism in Eukaryota, Metazoa, Chordata, Actinopteri, Cypriniformes, Cyprinidae. Gene Ontology annotation, biological process: chromatin remodeling; regulation of transcription by RNA polymerase II. The record is from RefSeq and is a predicted model, not a curated record. Gene Ontology annotation, molecular function: chromatin binding; zinc ion binding; transcription coactivator activity. Gene Ontology annotation, cellular component: SAGA-type complex; nucleus.